AGGGGGUGGUGCCGUGACGUAACUAUUGGGUAACACGAGGUGGUUCCGCCCCGCAGCACAAGAGCCAUUUUGUGAAAGAAGAAGAGCAGGAGAGGUGGCUCUGUUGGAGACCGAAAUUCUCGACUCUGUAUCAAGUCUCCAUCCUCUCCAGUAUUGCUAUGCAUCGUGACUCCUGUCCCUUGGACUGUAAAGUCUAUGUUGGGAAUCUUGGAAACAAUGGCAACAAGACAGAAUUAGAAAGAGCGUUCGGCUAUUAUGGACCUCUGCGCAGUGUGUGGGUUGCACGGAAUCCUCCAGGGUUUGCUUUUGUAGAAUUUGAAGAUCCCCGUGAUGCAGCAGAUGCUGUUAGAGAGCUGGAUGGAAGGACGCUUUGUGGGUGCCGAGUUAGGGUUGAAUUAUCCAAUGGUGAGAAAAGAAGCAGAAACAGAGGACCUCCUCCUUCAUGGAACAGACGGCCCCGAGAUGACUAUCGAAGAAAAAGUUCACCACCAAGACGCAGGUCACCCAGAAAGAGGAGCUUUUCUCGUAGCCGUAGCAGGUCUCUUUCUAGAGAUCGGAGGAGAGAAAGAUCAUUGUCCAGAGAAAGGAACCAUAAGCCAUCUCGCUCUUUCUCUCGAUCAAGAAGUCGUUCUAGGUCCAAUGAGCGGAAGUGAAGCAGCUACCUUCAGCCGUGUACAGACAAAUGCAUUGAAAAGGGUUUUCUGUUUUUGAAAUGUCCUACAUGUUUUAAGAUUAUUUUUUUUUUUAUUUGCUUUGUACUGUAACUUGUAACAAGUGAUGAGAAAUGUGAUUCUGUACAUGGUUCUAAGCAGAUACAGUCAAAUAAUAAACCAGUUAACUUUAUACUGUUAGAUAAAGAACUUAUUUUUUUUUUUUCCAACCACCCCACUAAUUUUCCUCGGGAAAUAUACAAACAUGGCACUUGCAUAGGACUGAAUGAAAAUAUCCAUCCAUCACCAUAUGAAGGAUGGACCAUGUACACCAAAAUGUUGCCCUCUAUUACUUAAAAUGAGACAAAUGUGAAUUCCUCUAAGUGUUUUCAGAUACUGUUCCCAACAGGGGAUCCUUAGAUGGGCUGUCUCAGUAUUUUUAUUGUAACCAUGUGAUCCAGCUUCUAUUCAGUUUUUCAAAGCUUCAGAUGCAAGUUGCCCUGGUCAUGUUAUUUAAUUGUGCAGAUUUCACUGCUCCACUACAUUUUCCCCUCAUUACGCUGUAAACAGCACUGCUUUACCAUUUGUAGAAAUCCUUUUUUUUUUUUUUUUUUUAUAAAAACGUUUUAGUGCACCUUACAUGUGUCUUGAUGUUCUUGUGUAGAGUCUUGCAGUAUACAGCAAUUAUGUAAAGUUGUAAAUGUGUGGCUGUUGCAAUUGUUCUCAGAUCUUUUAAACCAUGUGACUUCUGGAUUCUUUUUUUCUUUGGGAUUAAAGUUUUUGGUUAAAA
Messenger RNA from Xenopus laevis (African clawed frog), 1440 nucleotides. It is a transcript of the gene srsf3.L, whose product is annotated as serine/arginine-rich splicing factor 3. Bases 159 to 653 code for a protein of 164 amino acids. The record is from RefSeq and is a predicted model, not a curated record. Lineage: Eukaryota; Metazoa; Chordata; Amphibia; Anura; Pipidae. The transcript is spliced from 6 exons.